UAGUAUGUACUGAACUCCGCUAUUUCAUGUCGAGCACGACUCGCACGAGUGAUGAAUAUAUUAUUACUAUGUUUUUUUUUUAUGAAUAUUAAGACUCUACUCUCUAGGUAUUAGAAUCAUAUUUUCACAUAAAUCUACGGCUGGCUGGUAGUUGUACAGACUGCAGGUCAUAGAAAUUAAUACGAAUACGCUGGUCGAAUAAUUCAGUAAUAUAAUAUUGAGAUAUUCGAUCGCCGCUUUAUGUACGCAGCUGCUGUGGUGUAAAUAGUUUAAAAUAUUACACACUUUAUAAUUAGGUAUCCGAGUUUACUGCACAUCGUUUAGUCGUUCAGGUAAAGUUCGUAUUUAAAAAUAUUUUUUUCGCAAAUCAAACUAAAUUCUAUACUAUAUAUAAUCCCGAACAUAGUCGGCGAAUCCAAUAACUAUCUGCAGCUAUCUAACACGUUCUGAUUUUUACCAAAAUAAGCCGCGGGCUAUAUCAUUUACAUAUUAUAUAAAUCAGAUAUACGGCCUACCUACAUUACAGUCCGCCGGAAUACAAUAUUAUUUUAAAACGAAAUGGCUACUCAGAUAGAAGAAACUCUGAAGAGAAUUCAGACCAGUGACGGUGUCAUCGGAUUCGUUAUAGUAAACAACGCUGGCAUUCCGAUUAAAUCCAACAUGGACGAUGCGAUGUCCGUCCGGUACGCUGGAUUAGUGCAGCAGCUAAUCGUGACAUCACAGGUGGCGAUCAAAAAAGACGACCAGAACGAUAAACUGACGUACCUGCGGUUGCGUACCAAAAAUAACGAAAUCUUGGUGAUACCAGAUAAACAUUAUACCAUGGUGGUAAUUCAAAAACCGACUGGCUCUAGAUCACCAAUGUAAAAUUUGCUACAAAAAUUUUCUAUAUUAAUGUUUAUAAUAUGUAUAUAAUUAAACAAUUUAAUAAUAUAAUAAAAUAGUUUUCAUUAA
Messenger RNA from Acyrthosiphon pisum (pea aphid), 954 nucleotides. Its product is annotated as dynein light chain roadblock-type 2-like. Gene Ontology annotation, biological process: microtubule-based movement. The transcript has 3 exons. Bases 559 to 867 code for a protein of 102 amino acids. The record is from RefSeq and is a predicted model, not a curated record. Gene Ontology annotation, cellular component: cytoplasmic dynein complex. Lineage: Eukaryota; Metazoa; Arthropoda; Insecta; Hemiptera; Aphididae.